This is a messenger RNA of Morus notabilis, 4765 nucleotides long. Its product is annotated as RNA-binding protein 33. The transcript has 6 exons. The record is from RefSeq and is a predicted model, not a curated record. NCBI's taxonomy places the organism in Eukaryota, Viridiplantae, Streptophyta, Magnoliopsida, Rosales, Moraceae. The coding region runs from base 271 to 4233 and encodes 1320 amino acids.
UCCUCACUUGUUUUGCUCGCCACCAAGACGCCAAGAUUCGUCGUCGACUCGCGACGCCGUCCGGAGACCCUUUCCGAAAACUCCGUCGCCCCUUUUUCCGCCGCCGUCGAGUGAGACCCAAAUUAGCGAGGCGGCCGCCAUCUGAGCUCUGCUGUGGUCUGCUCCCUUUUUGGUCGCUGGUUUGGCUAGGGUUCUCCGCUCCAUUACUCGAGUUAAUGGCAUUGAUUCAGUAGUAGGUGAGCUGCGGCUUAAUUUGACUAAUAGGGCAGGAUGGGAUUUGACAAUGAGUGCAUAUUGAAUAUUCAAUCUCUUGCUGGGGAGUACUUUUGCCCCGUUUGUCGCUUGCUUGUAUACCCGACUGAAGCGUUGCAGUCGCAGUGUACCCAUUUGUAUUGCAAGCCCUGUUUAACUUACAUUGUGAGCACUACACGCGCUUGUCCCUACGACGGUUACUUGGUGACGGAAUCGGAUUCCAAGCCGCUUAUUGAAUCAAAUGAGUCCCUUGCUGAAACCAUUGGCAAAAUAGCAGUUCAUUGCCUCUAUCACAGGAGCGGGUGCUCAUGGCAGGGAUCGUUAUCAGAUUGCACGGCUCAUUGUUCUGGCUGUGCUUUUGGCAAUUCUCCUGUUGUGUGCAACAGGUGUGGAACGCAGAUUGUGCAUCGUCAAGUACAGGAGCACGCUCUAACAUGCCCUGGUGUGCAGCCACAAGCACAGCAGGUACAGGCUGCUGCAGAUGCUUCAGCCUGCGGCACUGCAGCUACUGCUGAUCAAACUCAGUCUGCCACUCAGGCAGCCGCGGUGGCUUCUCAGGCCCAACCUUUGCAAACUGCGGUUACAGCACCAGGAAAGGAUCUCAAUCAGCAAUCAGUUUCAAGCUCUCAAGCCCAACCUGUAGUUCAGGCUGCUGUACCUAGUGCUGAACAAUGGUAUCAACAACAGCAGCAAUAUCAACAGUAUUACCAACAAUAUCCUGGAUAUGACCCGUAUCAGCAACAAUAUCAGCAAUACUAUCCAUACCAACAGGCGGCGGUUCCGCAAUACCAGCAACAGGCUCAUGCUUCUAAUGCAGCUGGCCAACUUCAACCUCAAGUUUUCAUGCAGCCUCAACUUCAAUUGCAGCCCCAAACCCAACCCCAGUCCCAACCUCAAGCUUCAGUAGCUACUCAACCUCAAAACCAGGCACAAAUUAACCAACAGCGGCAAGCACCUUCUAUUGUACCGCCACAUUCACAAAUUCACCCCCAAACUUAUCCAUCGGCACCUGGCCAGCCCAAUCCUCAACCUCAGGUCCCUCUGCAGCCCCAUCCUCAACCUGUGCAAUUGCCGCAAUAUCAGCAGCUUCAUCCUCAGCCUCAAAUUCAGCAACAGAUCCAAUCACAGGUCCAACCACAGAAUCCCCCUUCUGUUUCACAAGCUCAGCCACUGGGGCAGCUUCAACCUAGUCCUCAGCCCAAUCAACCACCAAAUGCUAACUUUCAGUCUCAGACUCAGCAUCCUUCAGCUCAUGCAGUGACGGGUCAUCACUCCUUUCCUCAGCUUAACAAUGAUCCACAAGUGCAGAUUGGAGGCCCACAACAGUUCCCUAAGCAACCGUUGAUGCGUCCACCCCAUCCUCAGGCUACAAUUCCGAAUCAGCAACAACCAGUUUUGUUGCCUUCACCGGGUCAAGUCCAAAACAACCCUUCUGUACAACAACAAUCAGUCCAACAUUCUUAUUUUCAACCUCCUGGACAACCAGAGUAUCAACGCCCCAUUAUGCAACCAGUUCAACAGACUUUUCCGCAGCAACAUUAUCAGCAGCCGCAGCUGCCCAUGCCAUCGCAGUUUCGGCCCACGGGACCAUCUCAUUUAUUUCCUCCGCAAACUCAUGCUUAUCCUCAGCCACCGAUGCAACAUGCUAAGUCCCCAAAUGUUGCAGGAAGGCCUUCCAUGCCGCAGGGAGUACAAGCUCCGCCGUUUACGCAAUAUGCUGGUGGUGUAAUUAGGCCAACGUAUCCUGGCACAAACCAACAGGCAAACAAUCAGAAUAAUAUACUUAAAACAAAUAACCAGAUGAAGUUGCCUUCUGAAGAACAUUCUGGUGCAAACUCAACAGCAACAAUGUCCAUUAGGCAAGGUAAUCAAGACUUUGUGAAAGGCUCAGCCCAACAAGAAGUUGUAGCUUCCUCCCAUAAAACUGUGAAAGUUGGUACGAAUAAUUCGGAUUCAGUGCUUGAUUUGUUGGCUAAUGUGGGUGAGGUAAAGACCGAGAAGUCCAAGACUGACUUGAAGUCUACGGACCCUGUGGUUAAGCCAAUGAUGAAGGAGGAAGAUGUAGAGAGCACUUUAAAGAAUUCAAGUAACGGUAAAUCUGGUAAAGUGGUUGCUGAGGACAAAAAAGAUGUUCUUAAGGUAGAACCCGAAAAAAUGAAGAACUCAACUGUAGAAGACAAGGAUGUGGGUGGUUCUCUGCAGAAAAAGUCUCCACUGCAAGCAGUUGAACGCCACGAAGGGCAGGGUGGUGACUCGGUGAAGGAUGCUGCUAGUGGCUCUGACAGGGCCUCAAAAGUGGUGCCUACACCUUCUGCACAAAUCCUCCGUAGUCCUGCUUCUGGGGGUGAAGUUAAAUCACCGUAUUCACGUAGUGUUCAGGUGCAGGGUCAUCAAUUACCUGGUCCUCCCCCUUUGUCACAAGUACCUCCGCCCGGACCUCCACAUAAAACACAAGAGUUUGGAGCCUCACAAACUCAUUGUAGGCCUCAGGUACCAGGGGAUCCUCUUCAUCCGCCCGGUAGCAUCCCAGGUUCUGCAAUACCCUUUGGGAGAGGGCCUAAUCAAUAUGGUCCUAAUCAGCAAAGCUCUGAACUGCAGUCCCUUGCCCCUCAAAGGCCAUAUAAUCCAGGGCCUUUUGGUGCUUUCAGAUUAUCUCAAGGUGAACCUACUGGAGCAGAGUCUUCUGGCGUAUUGCAACCUCGUGCUUUUAAUUCACAUGGUGGGAUGAUGGCAAGACCAACACCUCAUGGUCCUGAAAUGUUUUCAAAUCAAAGGCCCGACUUCAUGGAUAGUAGGGGGCCUGAUCCUCAUUUUGCAGGAUCUUUGGAACAUGGAGCACAUUCUCAGUCAUUUGGUAUACAUCCAAAUAUGACAAGGAUGAAUGAUAGUCACGGUUUUGAUUCCUUAUCGACUCUUGGGCCAAGAGAUGAGCGAUUUAAUCCCUUUCCAGCAGGCCCAAAUCCACGAGCAGAGUUUGAAGAUGACCUGAAGCAAUUCCCUAGGCCUUUUGAUAGGGGACUUCAUGGUCUGAAGUAUCAUACUGGAUUAAAAAUGGAUUCUGGGGUUGGCUCUGUUCCCUCAAGAUCCUUGUCUCCCUACAAUGGUGGUGGUGCCAAUGAUGGAGGAGACCGGCUAGGUUGGCAUCGUGGAGAUGCUUUUGGGAGAAUGGAUCCCACUCGUGGCCAUCUGGAUUUUUUGGGACCAGGUCUUGGAUAUGAUCGACGUCGUAUGGAUAGUUUGGCAUCACGAAGCCCAAUUAGAGAACAUCCCGGUAUCUCCUUGCGUGGAUUUGUAGGUCCAGGCCCUGAUGACAUUCAUGGUAGGGAACUACGUAGAUUUGGUGAACCGUUUGACAGUUCAUUCCAUGAAAGUAGGUUUUCAAUGUUGCCUGGCCAUCUGCGCAGGGGUGAGUUUGAAGGUCCCCGUAAUAUGGGAAUGGGUGAUCAUUUAAGGAAUGAUUUAAUUGGACGAGAUGGUUUAUCUGGUCCUCUUCGUUGGGGGGAACAUAUGGGUGAUUUCCACGGUCAUUUUCACUUGGGAGAACCAGUUGGUUUUGGCGCUCAUUCACGUCAUGCACGGAUAAGGGAAAUAGGGGGGCCUGGGAGCUUUGAUUCAUUUGGCAGGGGUGAUGGGCCAAGUUUUCCGCAUCUUGGUGAGCCUGGAUUCAGGAGCCGUUUUUCAUCUCAUGGGUUUCCCACCGGCGAUGGAAUCUUUACUGAAGACUUGGCAUUUGAUAAAUCAAGGAAAAGGAAACUGCCUACCAUGGGAUGGUGUCGAAUCUGUAAAGUUGACUGUGAAACAGUUGAAGGCUUGGAAUUGCAUUCACAAACAAGAGAGCAUCAGAAAAUGGCUAUGGAUAUGGUAGUCGCUAUCAAGCAGAAUGCUAAAAAGCAAAAACUAACGUUUGGUGAUCAAUCCUCACUUGGAGAUGCAAGUCAGCCUAGGAGUGCUGGUACUGAGGGCCAUGGGAAAGACAAUUGAUUAACAAUGGUGCUCUAAUGAGGAUCUGUAGAAUUUGCCCUUCCAUACCUCUUUUCCCCUUUUGUGGGUGGUCUAUGCUUUCAAGUUGCUGCCAUAUUAAUCCAGAUGGUUUUUGGAAGUGAAGUUCAAUGGCAGUUAAGUUUGUUGACUUUUUAUAUAAGCAUGCCGAUAGCUCUUUUUGUGACAUUAGCAAUAUCAUGUCGAAGGUGGUAUGAUGAUAUCACUCUAUUUGUUCAUGUGGUAUUUUUUAGAUGAGUUAGGAUUUUUCUAGUGGCUUUUAAACGAACUUUUAGCGUUUUCCUCGUAUGAUAAAAAUAACUGUUAAGAAUCUGUGUUCAGGCAUCUGAAAGAUUUAUACUGGGCAAAAUGUAUCACUAUUCAGGACCCUUUUUUUUUUUUUUUUUUUUGACUUAGGCUAUACUAGUGUUUGCUGUAGGCUUUAGCUAUGCAGUUUUUUCCUUGCUUUUAACGUAUUGCAUGUAUGUUUCUUGGAAAUUUUGAGCAAUCAGGGCCAUCUUCUUGCUUCAUAUUU